CCUUAACUUUCACGCGUCAAAAGGGUGCGUGUGCCAGCUCUCACUCAACAGGAAUCCCUCCCCACAGUACAGAAUAGAAGCCUAGAAAGAGAGAGAGAGAGAGAGAAAAAAAAAAAGAAAAUAGAGAAGCAAAAAUCAGAUAGAAAAACGGCAAAGCAAAAAACCAGAGGAUCUAGGGUUACCUUGGAUCUCUCUGUUUCGAAGGAUUGGCUAAUUAGAUAUGGAUAGAUAUAUAGCUAUAUCUAUCUAUCUUAGUUCUUCUUAAUCGAUCAGUUCUUUUGGUUAUCUUUAAUUAGGGUUUUCGAAACGGGGUAAGUUGAUUUAAAGGCUGAGACCCUUUCUUGUUUUUGGAACAGUAGUGAUGGAGUUAGGGUUUUAAUCGGUCGAACCCUAAAAUCGGUGAUUUUGGGAAUUGGACUUUGACAUUUCUCACUGAGAAUCGAAGCUGGAAAAGGAGGAUUUUUGAGAGAUUUUUUUAAUCUUAAUAUUUACUAUAAUAUAUUAUAUUAUUGCGAUCUGUAAAUAUGCGAGGAGUGCACAAAUCGAAAAGGGUUACUUGGGCACCGGAUGUUAACCUUUGUCAGGUAAGGCUGUUUCUAUCGGAGGAAUCACCUCAACAAGUUGGGUUGGGUGCUCAAGACCACCUCCAAGCAAAAACCUCUUCGGUGUCACAUAUAAAUGGGGCAGCUGUGGAUGACUUUCUACCUCCUGGCUUUGAAGGAGCUCAUUCUACAAAUCAUCUGCAGAUUAACUUGUCAGAAAUCCCUGUCAUUAAAUGGAGAUGUCCACUCAGAUUUGUAUUGGACUUUAAUUGGCAAGUAGUUGCUGGAGAGGAAAGUAAAGAGGUGGAGAUUCAAAAUCUGAGAGAAGUGAGAGUACUUGAAGCUGUGUAUCCACGCCCAUCUGCAAUUCCUACAAACCCAUCUGUUUCAGCAGAUAUAGAAAACUGUCUCUUUGAUGAUCAGCGAACUCCUAUAAUACCCAUCACUGCCAUUGAAGAUGAGGAUGCUGCAAUUGAAACACCAUCUGAUGUCUUAGCAGCAUUCAGUUCCGCCAUUAGUUCUCAGCCCCAGUUAUUGGCUCGUGGUAUUUCACCUCCUCCGCAUUGCAAUAUGCCAAGUGGUUCAAGUGCUUCAGCCAAUGAGAAACCAGCAGCUGGAAUGGUUCUUGAACCUGGUGUAGCAGCUGCUGCCUUUACAGCAAUUAACCAAAGCAAUGAACGUGGAAGCAUGAUUGACCCCGACUUGCUUAUAAAAAUUCUCAGCAACCCGAAAUUGAUUGAGAAAUUAGUUACAGAUUAUGGAUCGGCUUCAGGUGCACAAAACUCACCUAAUUCGACAUCCCCUCUGGUACCUUUAUCUGACCCACCUCCACCUGUAAAUCUAUCCGAUCCAUCUCCUGCCCACAUCAAUAGAACAGAAGAUGGUACUGCAUCCCUAGUAGCUACUUCUGGUGUAGUGUUUUAUGCACAGCCGAAUGGGGUCGGAGUUGGACCCCAAAAUCAACAGGGUCCUGUUCCCAGUGUCCGUCCAGUUUCACCUUCACCUGCUGUUGGACUUCCUCAGAAGAAGGAUGUAAACUAUUACAAGAACUUGAUUCAGCAGCAUGGAGGAGAAAGACAAGUACCAGCUCAGAAGUUCAAUGGCCGAUACAUUCACCAACUAAGACCAAACCAAGAACUAAUAAAUAACCAGAAAUCAAGAGAUUCAAAGCCGAAGAUAAUGAAGCCUUGUAUUUACUUUAACAGUUCCAGAGGAUGCAGGAAUGGAGCCAAUUGUGCUUACCAACAUGAUACAUCGUCCCAGAACAGGGGCAAUACCGUUCCGGAGGCGCCCAAUCCAAAGAGAAUGAAAAUGGAGAGAGAAAUAAGCAGCUAGAAAAAAUACCACUGCACGUAUGCCUUUUUCACGUGGAAAAAUGCCUACUGCACCUCAACCUUUUUACUCCUUUACUGGCUUGGUUACACUUUUUUUUUUCUUCCUGCAAAUAGUUUUAAUUCUAGUACUCACUUUCAUUAUUCUUGCAUCAAGCAUUAAGAAUUAAGUUAUGGGCGAGAGAGCCUUGAUAAUCACAAUCAAUUGCGGAUAUUCAUCUUUGGGAGAGCAUUUUUGUUUCCUGUUUCUUCUUUGACUGCAAAUGUUGCUCACAUGUAUUACAAUAUGACAAGAUUUGAGUUUUUUAUUUUA
Molecule: messenger RNA, 2186 nt
Organism: Theobroma cacao (cacao)
Lineage: Eukaryota; Viridiplantae; Streptophyta; Magnoliopsida; Malvales; Malvaceae
Product: Zinc finger C-x8-C-x5-C-x3-H type family protein
Molecular function (GO): metal ion binding
Source: RefSeq, a predicted model, not a curated record